Molecule: messenger RNA, 2742 nt
Organism: Bufo gargarizans (Asiatic toad)
Lineage: Eukaryota; Metazoa; Chordata; Amphibia; Anura; Bufonidae
Product: RING finger protein 223-like
Exons: 2
Coding region: 1843-2379 (178 amino acids)
Biological process (GO): protein ubiquitination
Molecular function (GO): ubiquitin protein ligase activity
Source: RefSeq, a predicted model, not a curated record
CGGUUCUGAUUUCUAUAAGGCCCUAUGCACACGACCGUGUCAGUUUUGCGAUCUGAAAAUCGCGGACCGUAAAAAAUAUGGACGCGGUGCAUGUGCCGUACACAUUUUAUUUGUUUCAAUGGGUCCACGCUCGGCAUUUUGUGGACCUUUUCUAUCUUUUUGCGGAAUGGACAAUACAGAUGCGGAAAUCACACGAAUCAUCCGUCUGCUUUCUGCAUUUGUAUCUACAUUCCGCAAAAAACAUACAACAUGUCCUAUACCUGUCCGCAAAAUGCGACACCAAAUUUUGCGGAUCCGUGAUUUGCAGACCGCAAAACGGAUACGGUCGUGUGCAUGAGGCCUAAGUCAUUCUAAUACAGAAAUAUCACAAAAUAAAAGAAAAAAAAAAUCGUAUCGGUGCAAUUUUGUAGAACGUUCUUUCAGUCAGGUCACACUUAUAUUAAGCCACACCCUUUCACUUAAAGGGCAACUCCAUGCAAAUCCUGAACAUCCUUCUACUUGCCCCUAACGUUUCACUUCUCUUUAAGGGGUAUUUUCAUCUCCCACACCUCUGGGACCAUGUCAAGAAAGAGGGACCCCGACCCUCGUCCCAGCCAGAGAAUGAAUGGGGAGGUGGUGACUUGCAUAAAAGUUUUGGGCAAGCAAUAGACCAGUCGUAGGGUCAGCUCAUCAGGCAGGAUGGAGGGGGCCGGGACCCACAUUUUCAACACUGGUGGGACCCGCACGAAUAUGGGUGACUUGAUAUGGGAAUACCCCUUUAAUGGGACUGCCUAUGUUACUUGGUCAAUCUGAAUGGGUGGCAUGUAAUACUCCAUUCCUCCUGUAGGGGCCGUUGUACCGGAAAAAUAUAACCAAUCUCACCAUCCACUGGCCAUAGCAGCGACUUAUUGAGGAGGAUGAAACAACCCCUUUAAAAAGGUAAUAGGUAGAGAAAAACAAGGUUGCUUCUUUCCAAAAAAUAACCAAACACAGCGCCUCACAUGCCUGCAGGCUGUGCGUGGUAUUGCAUUUCAGCCUCACUUCAAUGUAGCCGAGCAUCAAUACCAAAAACAACCUGGGGUGGUGUUUCUAAAAUGUUUUUCUAAUACUUCAUAAAUCUUGCGCUGACCAUGACAACCCAGAAAGUGUGACAACCCCUCUGGGCACUGUAAUGACAGCCUUAUUAGUUGUCACCCAGCUGUCCCAGAUCAGAAUGAAACCAACAAGGUGAACAGACUUGUCAGAUGAGGGUCAUCUGUCCAGUCCUAGAAAAACAUGGAACGAUGCCCCAUCGGUCCAUGGGUUACAUCAGGGCCAAGCUGCAAUACCACUCACAACCUGCAGAUAUGUGUGGCGCUGUUUCUAUUGAAUGCCUGGCAGCCUCUGGGCGAUUUAUUGCUGAUCUGUCCUGCAGAAUACGCUAAUCCACGACACUUAUGGUGACCCGAGCGCCCCAAGGGCAGCCAUUAGCGACUAUUGAGUAACUGGCCCGUCCCAUCUCUCCAGCCAGAGAAUGUGCUCAACUAGUGUUUGAUGGUUUCCUCCGGAGACUCUCAUUGUUCUCGUCCCCAAUUGUUUGUGUUGCUAUGUGAUGAGGGAAGGACGGGCGACCGGAGAAUCAUUCUUGGCUCAAGGCUGAAUGAAACCCGAAGCUGAUUGUUGGUUACCAAGAGAAGGACAGGAGCUACGUCCAUACAGAGAUAGCAGCAGAGCAAGAGCCGAGGAACCAGAAGGUCUCGUGUAGAAGUAACAGAGCUGCAGGAUGGACAGAAGGUAAAAAUGGAGAAGAAACCUCACGGUCCAAGACAGGUUAGAGAUCCAACUUAGAGUCUCCUAUUCUGAACUUGGAGAUCUGGCUAUGACAUGGCCACCACCACUCCACCUCCAGAGGAUCCUGAAGGACAUCUCACCAGCUUCCUUGAAUGUCCCAUUUGCUACGUCUCCUACGACAAUGCCUUCAAGACGCCGCUUCUUCUCCUGUGUUCUCACACCUUCUGCAUGGAAUGUCUCUCCAGGCUUUGCCUGUUCCUCAAGAAGUCUCAGGAAUUCCCCUGCCCCAUGUGCCGAAGCUUGGCUCAGAUCCCACCGGAAGGGGUGCCGAAAAUGCAGCCCAACCUAGACGUCGUAGCCCAGCUUCCGCCCGAAAUGCAGACUCUCGAAGAGGUCUGGGCGGACGGAUACAAACUGUGCUGGAUGAAAAAGAAAGAUUCUUCGGAAGGUAAAGGAUCUCUGGUGACUUUGCAUCUUCUGACCAACGGUGGUGAAAACCGGCCUGGUCCUGAUCCUGAUGGGCUAAUCUCCACUGAGCAGAGCGGCUGCCGGGCUUUCUGCAACAGCUUGUGGGGCAUGGGGAUCACCAUCCUCUUAUUGGCCUCGUCCUCUUCAGCCUUCUGUUCUUAGCCAUAUAUCUCAACCAAAAGUGAUGCUGACCUAUCAUCUGGAGAUGGUGUGGAGUCCAUUAUAAUAUGAUCUCAGCCUACAUUAGUCAGGGUCCCUGAGCUGUGGCUCCCCAAAAUAUUGCAUCGGUGGGGCCCUGUAGAGCAUCUAAGUUUCUUCAGUGGAGCUCAGACCCUCACCAAUUUUGGAACAGAAGAAGACACAUUUUGAUGGUUCCUUUUUACGUAGACAGUAAUCUACUGGCUGGAUAAUAUACAUUUCAUACUGAUGGAAGGACUGGGUCCUGUCGGGGUGGUAGGGGGUCCCAGCUGCUGAGUCUCCACUGAUCAGACAUGCUCACCCUCCCUAGAAUGUCUCAUAUAGACU